Molecule: messenger RNA, 1627 nt
Organism: Dermacentor silvarum
Lineage: Eukaryota; Metazoa; Arthropoda; Arachnida; Ixodida; Ixodidae
Gene: MED27
Product: mediator of RNA polymerase II transcription subunit 27-like
Exons: 8
Coding region: 136-1071 (311 amino acids)
Biological process (GO): regulation of transcription by RNA polymerase II
Cellular component (GO): mediator complex
Molecular function (GO): transcription coactivator activity
Source: RefSeq, a predicted model, not a curated record
GCGUCUCAAAAUGGCAGCGGGUGGUUGUUUUGUGUACGCUCUAGUUUUGUGACUCGAGUGCGGUCUCGGUGGUGCGGUGUUGUGUGGUUACGUUCUGUAAGCGGUUGCCUUGUGUGAAAACUGUCAGUAAGAAUCAUGAACCCAUACAUUGCAGACAUAGGGAUAAAUUUGGAUGCUGUGAACUCUGGCCUGAGGGCCGUGAAGGCCCUUCGAUGCACUGUCGGGGAAGUGUUUCGUACUUUGACGGAUGGCGUUCCGUGUUCACAGGGUGACGAAAACAAAGAGAAGAACUUUAUUCUCGAAUUACAAGGAACGCUAGGGGCGGUUAUCUCUCGCAUAAGAGAGUUGGAGACUGCAGUUACGCUGCUUGGUUCUCCUAUUGCACCACUGAAUCUUGGAAGCACUGGCCACUUGUGUCAAGAUCCCACUUUGGACAGGACAUCCUUGUAUACAGACAUGAUUAAGUCAUAUCGGUGGUUUGACAAAGUCCAUGAGCACACAAGUCAUGCAUCAGCCAUUUUAACUCAGAAUGGAUUGAAGAGAUCUAACAGCUCGUUGUUUCCACCAAAACGAUUACGAAGACCACAUAGCAACGGCCACAACUUCUCUCCUCAAAAUGUGGAUGCAUUCAUCGGCAGUGUACAAAGGCAAUUUGUUGACAUGUCAAUUGAGAUUCUGAGGCCAUGUGGCAACUCCGCUGUGCUAAAGAUUACACUGAGCCGGACCUUGAGAGCACUGGUGUGUCUUCGUGGCCUGAUCAUAGAAUGGGUGCUGGUGAAGGCAUUUAAUGAAGACUUCUAUACAGACGAUGACCAGCUCGACAUGUGGUCGAAGUCUCGGUACCAGGUGUUUCAAAAGGUGACAGACCAUGCAAAUGCAGCAAUGCUUCAUUUCUUUUCUCCGCAACUUCCUGACUUGGCCGUUAAAUCGUUCCUGACGUGGCUCCACAGUUACCUGCACCUGUUCUCAGCGCCAUGUCGGAGGUGCGGCACACGACUCCAGCACAACAUGCCACCAACAUGGAGGGACCUGCGCAAUUUGGAUGUUUACCACGAAACUUGCAGGCCGUGAGCAUUCCUUUGGACCACGUCAUGUCUUGAGAGUUCAUCUGAUUUGAGUUGGUUGCUUUAGUUUAGCUUUGCCAGAAGACAGGGCAUAUGCUGAACACUUGUUAAAUCGUCAGCAGGGUCAUUCAACUACAUUGAGACAACCUGCCAUUGCUGACCCACGGCCGCUGGAUAAAAAGAAAAGGUGCGGCCUGCAAUGGGAGCCAACGUGACAGCUGUAGUUGCAUUUUCGGCCGCUUGGCUGCGCCAAACGGCGCUAGUCAUCGGCGAUGGAAGGCAUCGGCUUCCACGUGCAGGCGCGUUCCUGACGCAUUUUUUAUGCCAAUCCCAGACAUCAGUUCCCAACAUGUGGUGCCACGGUGGAUCACACCGUUUUUGAUGCACGCGGCAGGCUGCACCUUUUUUUAUCCAGAGGCCAUGGCUGAUCCAACGGAUGAGCUGUAUGUACAUGUAAUAAAGAACUCGCAGCCACGUGUGUACACAUGUGUCUUUAUGUGCCUUGCCUUUCUCUCUUUCUCCUUACCAUGCUCAUUGUGGUGCUGUUUGAUCUGGUUUGCUUU